Podarcis lilfordi (Lilford's wall lizard) is the source of this 5640-nucleotide messenger RNA. The record is from the annotation of a GenBank genome assembly. NCBI's taxonomy places the organism in Eukaryota, Metazoa, Chordata, Lepidosauria, Squamata, Lacertidae.
GGAAGGGGGCUGCUGACUGUGAGGCCUCCUGAGCUCCAGUAGGGGAAAGCCUAGGGUGGGUUGUGAGCAGGUGGGUUCAGCUGAUGCCCCCAGAACAGGGAGCAAAGAAGACAAAAGGAACCCAGGCAUCCGGCCGGGCAUAAAGGGAAUCUCCCACGAUGCCAAAGACCUUCACACCUCCAGUGCUCCUUCUAGCAGGUGAACGAUUGGGGGCUCCCUGUGGAGCAGUGGGGGUUAGCAUAGUGAUGGUGUGGGGAGGAGAGAGACCCAGAUCAGCUGUGCUCUAAAAUUGUGGUUUGGGAAUCAGAAGGCUAUCUUGACCUCCACAUUAAGGUGGAGUGAAGUAAAGGUAAAGGGACCCCUGACCAUUAGGUCCAGUCGUGGCUGACUCUGGGGUUGCGGCGCUCAUCUCACUUUAUUGGCCGAGGGAGCCGGCAUACAGCUUCCGGGUCAUGUGGCCAGCAUGACUAAGCCACUUCUGGCAAACCAGAGCAGCGCAUGGAAACGCCGUUUACCUUCCCGACGGAGUGGUACCUAUUUAUUUACUUGCACUUUGACGUGCUUUCGAACUGCUAGGUUGGCAGGAGCAGGGACUGAGCAACAGGAGCUCACCCCGUUGCGGGGAUUCGAACCGCCAACCAUCUGAUCGGCAAGUCCUCGGUUCUGUGGUUUAACCCACAGCACCACCAGCGACCUCCACAUUGCACAGUUGCAAAUGUCUCUGAUUGGGGUGAAAACCCGCAAUGGUUACUGUGUGUUAUUGGCUCGUUCCUUGACCUGAAUCUCUUGCCUCUUCUCUCCCCCUCACCUCCCUCAGCCCAUAUCUUGUUUUCUUCCUUUGUGUUUCUGGAAGCGGACCAGAACUUCACCCUCCUCAUCACCGUCCAGCCCUGGUUCCCCCAGGUAGGAGGGGAGGUCUUGCUGAUUCCGGAAGAGAGCAAGGAGAAGGUGGACACCUGCAGCUGGUUCCGGUGGGAUACGGCUGAGAAGAAUCAGAUCUUGGUUUAUCAACCGCCUCCAGUGAAAGAUGUUCAGUACAAAGCCUCGUAUACUGGGCGGGAGUCUGUGAACACGGAUUGCUCCUUGCAGAUCAGGAACAUAUCAAUCUCAGAUAUCACGUACUAUGUAAUGCAAAGAAACACUACUAAGGAGUCAGAAGUGGGGCAGAUAUUCUUAGUGGUCAUAGGUAAAUGUUUCACAUGCCCCUUCUUAACCUACACAAUCUUUCUUCCCCUCUUGAUAUCUCUCUACAGACACGCACUGCAUGAUGAUAUCAUCUGGUGUGUCAAUGAUGCUUAUUGUGUCUUGAAUCUGAAUAGGUAUUUUGGUUUCGUAUAUUUAGCAGUUGGGCUGCAGCUCAGUGUAUCUAUCUGGUACGCAGGCUGAGACCCUACCUGCCCGCAGACUGUCUUGCCAGAGUGGUGCAUGCUCUGGUUAUCUCCUGCUUGGACUACUGCAAUGAGCACUAUGUGGGGCUACCUUUGAAAGUGACCCGGAAACUUCAACUAAUCCAGAAUGCGGCAGCUAGACUUGUGACUGGGAGUGGCCACCAAGACCAUAUAACACCGGUCUUGAAAGACCUACAUUGGCUCCCAGUACGUUUCCGAGCACAAUUCAAAGUGUUGGUGCUGACCUUUAAAGCCCUAAAUGGCCUCGGCCCAGUAUAACUGAAGGAGCAUCUCCGCCCUCAUCAUUCAGCCCGGACACUGAGGUCCAGCCCCGAGGGCCUUCUGGUGGUUCCCUCACUGUGAGAAGUGAGGUUACAGGGAGCCAGGCAGAGGGCCUUCUCGGUGGUGGCGCCCACCCUGUGGAACGCCCUUCCAUCAAAUGUCAAGGAAAUGAACAACUAUCUGACUUUUAGAAGACAUCUGAAGGUAGCCCGGUUUAGGGAAGGUUUUAAUGUUUGAUGUUUGAUUGUGUUUUUAGUAUUCUGUUGGGAGCUGCCCAGAGUGGCUGGGGAAACCCAGAUUGAUGGGCGGGUAUAAAUAAAUUAUUAUUAUUAUUAUUAUUAUUAUUAUUAUUAUUAUUAUGUUCUGCAUGUAUUAGGUUUACUAUUUAUUAGGGGACAGGUGGUAGCUCAAUGGGUAGAGCAUUGGCUUGGCACGCAGAAGGUCCCAGGUUCAAUCCUGGCUUCUCCAGGUAGGGCUGGGGAAGACCUGGCUGGAACCCUGAAGAAUUCAUAGAAUCAUAUAAUUGUAGAGGUGGAAGAGAUCCUGAGGGUCACCUAGUCUAGGAAUCUUUUUGCCCAACAUGGAGCUCGAAUCCACAACCCUCAUAGUCUCAUUAAGCACCUCAUAGUCUACCGACUGAGCUAUCUUGUUGAGUCAGUGCUGAGCUAGUUGGACUGACUCAUAGAAUGACAGAGUCAGAAGGGACCCCGAGGUUUAUCUUCUCCAACCCCCUGUAAUGCAGGUGACCCGUAUGGGGAUCGAACCCACGACCUUGGUCUCCUCAGUACCACACUCUAGCCAACUGAGCUAUUUCAACAGAAAGCAGCCUCUUUUGUUUCUUGGAGAGGAUGAUGUGCUUGGGUUCAGCUGAACGAAAAGAAUAAGGAGAACUGUAAGCAGGAGGAAGAUAUAAUUUAAGCAACUGAAUCUGUGUAGGACCAUAGGAAACUGGCGGUCCUUGUUCAUCUAGCCCAGGGCAAAUAGCAUGUCUCCAUCCUCAUCCAGGGAAGCAAGGGUUCAAAGGGCAAGGAUGGAGAAGUGGGUUGGCGAGGGUUACAGCCAAGAGAGGAGGUGUGGCCUGAGGACCAGGAAGAGAAGCUUGGAGGGACGCAAAUUGCUCACCCCCCCAACCUAGACAUGGAACUUUCUCUGCUCACACUCUUAGCCUUGAGACCGUACCACGUAGUGAGAAAAGAGGGGGGUUUUGCCACAGCAAGCAUGGGAGAAACGGGAGGGGAACGAUCUUUUCAGAAACCAUCUUGCGCUGCCUCAGUGGCCCUGUUUGGUCUCCAGGACCGAUGGAAAGGAUGGGGGGAAAUGCCCUUGGUACCUGAGAUAAACAAGAGACAAGGAAUUACGGUUCUCCUUCCUACUUCUUACCUGACCUUUCUCUGUCUCUCCAGAAAAGCAAUCCGACAAGAAAAAAAGGACGAGCGUCUCUGGAGGAGCCGUUGCCGGGAUUUUUGUGGCUUGCAUAGUCGGGGCUGUCUUUCUUGUAGGCCUGAUUUCCUACACAGUCACACAAGGUUUUGUACGGUAAUGUAGAUAAUUUAACAGAAAGGGAGAGGGAGAAACAGAGAGAGAGAGAAAGAAAGAAUAUCAGACAGUACUUCCGGCAAAUUUGUCUUGGAUGCAGGUAGGAUCUGGGCCGGCUCACACAGGAUGCAAGGCGAGGCAACCGCCUCUGGUGGCAAGAUCCGAAGGGGCAGCAGAUGCAGCCUCUAAGGAAUUCAUGGUCUGGGACGCUCCUUGGAGGCUGGAUCUGCUGGCGCCUCAGCAGCAGCCCCCCUCAGGCUGCCUCUACAACAGCCUUUUGGCCAAUUGGAGGCACCUCCGGUCUUCUCCCGCCCUAGUUCCCCAUGUCAAUCUUUAUUCCACCCCCACCCCCCAUUUCUUAUGUAGAUUUUCGCUCUCCCCUUCUUCCCUGGCAGGGUGAGCGCACCAUUUCGUGGCAUGCCUCAGGUGCCAAAAUCUCUUGGGCCGGCCCUGAGUGGGAGGAUGCUGUUAAUCACUUAAACCAUGUAUUUAUUACAGUGACCAACAUAACCUUCAUUGGUUGCUCUGACUUUUUAAAAGUUACUUUUUCCAAGGUGAUAGCUAUAAACAGUGCUUUCCCCCCCCGGGGGGGGUACACAGGGGUACGCAAAUCCCUAAACAUUUUGUGAAACUAAUGGGAGAAGAAACUAAAAAUUUAAAUAAAAAUUAGUUUCUUCUCUAGCAUGGUGAAGCGUCAGUUUCUACCCCCGAUGGCGACAUUUUGACCAUUUACUGUAUUUAUCUUUCCCGAUUUGAACCAUAAAAUGGUGAUGUUCUUGAACCAAAAUGAGAGUACCCCUAAAUAUUUUUUAAGGAAAAAAGCACUGGCUAUAAAGCUAUGAGAAUGGCAGACCCUCCAAGUUUCCCUAUUUUCCAGGGACAGUCCCGGAUUUACAGAAGCCAUCCCGGUUUCUGAGUUGAUCCCGUUUUACCUCAGGACGGCCCUAUUUUCAUCGAAAAAAUGUUGGAGGGUAGGAGUUAUGAGACCCCCGAGCCAAGGUGAUAAAUAACCAUACAAUCUUUAGAAGACAUCUGAAGGCAGGCCUGCAUAGCAAACUUUUUUUAAAAAAAGUUUACUGUUUUAUUAUGUUUUUAAAUAUGUUGGGAGUUGGCUGGGGCAAUCCAAUCAGAUGGGUGGUGUAUAAAUAGUAAAAUUGUUGCUGCUGUUGUUAUGGAAUAGGGUUUCCCUAUUUUCAUAGGAGAAAUGUUGGAGGGUAUGGGAUGGGGUGCUCAGAAGACCUUCAUUUGCUGAAGCGCUGUGGGUUAACCCACAGAGCCUAGGACUUGCCGAUCAGAAGGUCCGCGGUUCGAAUCCCCAUGACGGGGUGAGCUCCCGUUGCUCAGUCCCUGCUCCUGCCAACCUAGCAGUUCAAAAGCACGCCAAAGUGCAAGUAGAUAAAAAGGUACCGCUCCGGCGGGAAGGUAAACGGCAUUUCCGUGCGCUGCUCUGGUUCGCCAGAAGCGGCUUAGUCAUGCUGGCCACAUGACCCGGAAGUUGUACGCCGGCUCCCUCGGCCAAUAAAGCGAGAUGAGCGCCGCAACCCCAGAGUCGGUCACGACUGGACCUAAUGGUCAGGGGUCCCUUUACCUUUAAAUGAUGCUGAGACUAUCCUCCGGGAGGAGGCUGUGUGAAGUCCAGGGGUCCAGCAUGUAUAUCCAGAAGUUCUCCCUCAGAGAAAUCCAAGACUGGAUGUUGACAUUGGCUGCCAGUUCAUUUCUGGGCCCAGCUCAAAGUGCUCACCUUAGUGUUUGAAGCCUUAAACGACACAGGCCCCCAAUGCUUAGUCCUCCACCUUCCCUACAGAUUCCCUUGGGUGUUAAAAUUGUCAGAGGGAGCCCUCCUGGUUGCUCCACCACCCUCAGAAACUCGGGAAGGUUGGCCCAAGAAAGGGCAGUCUCUAUGGCAGCUCCUAAGUCGUGGAACUUCCUCCCCAUUGAGAUGUGUCUGUCACCUUAAGUUUUCGGUGAAAGCAGAAGAUGAACCUCUUUGUCCUGCCUUUUGAUGCCUGAGAUGCACAUUUACAACCCACCUUAUUUCUCUUAUUGUACAUUGUUUUUAAUGUUGUGUUUUAAUUGUUGUAACCUGUUCUGGAACCUUAGGGUGAACGGGUGGUGUGGUGAUGGUGAAAUAAUAAUGGUGGUGGUGGUUCUGGUUUUCAGUCUAUGAUUGGUUCUCUUCCAGGUAAUAAAAAUAGCCAAUAGAGCAGAAAAUUCUUUGGAGCCAAGUCCGGAAUAGCUUCCUUGAGUUCCACGGAUUUUAUGUUCCCCAUCUCCCCAAGAAGAGAAGCUCCAUUUAUUUGAAAAUGAUGAUGGAAGAAUCAAGAACCCCUUGAUAAGCAUCAGCCUUUGUACCUAGCCCAAACCCAACAGGGCAGGGGAAAAGCACACCUUCAUGUCCACUGAUUAAAUUAAAAACAAAACAAGAAAACCCUCC